This is a messenger RNA of Eucalyptus grandis, 3021 nucleotides long. RefSeq names its product pentatricopeptide repeat-containing protein At1g09220, mitochondrial. Gene Ontology annotation, biological process: RNA modification. The record is from RefSeq and is a predicted model, not a curated record. Lineage: Eukaryota; Viridiplantae; Streptophyta; Magnoliopsida; Myrtales; Myrtaceae. The coding region runs from base 85 to 1635 and encodes 516 amino acids. Gene Ontology annotation, molecular function: protein binding; RNA binding. The transcript is spliced from 5 exons.
UCGAAGAGAGCACGCAAACGGCAUUGUUCCCUCUUGGCUCUUACCAGCGCCAGCAUCGCACGUGCGGCGCGGCCGACAUUUCGAAUGAGGUUCCUUUCCCUCCUCUGCUCCACAUCCCCGGCGCCCGCGAGAGCCAAACGAACGCUCGAGAUCGCUCCCGCGCCCCUCCGUCGCCGCCGCCGCUCGUCUUCCGCCGGAGCUCCUGCCGUUCCACUCCCCCGAGAGCGGAGGCGAGAAGCGUUGCAGAACGGGCUGUUCUCUCUGUUGCGGAGGCACGGCGGGAGCCGCCGGGUCGCGCUGCAGGUCCACGGUCGCGUCGUCGCUUCUGGGUUGCUUCUCCGAGACCUGUCUUCCUCGUCUACGGCGACGCUUCUCUUUAACGCCCUCCUGCGUUGUUACGCUCUCGAUCGGUUGCCUCUGGAAGCUUUCUUGCUCUACAAAGACGUCCAAAGCGGCAGUCUUUCCGCCUCCUCCUCUGUUUCCUUCAAUAGCUUCACGUACACUUUCCUUCUCAACUCUUGCGUCGGCUUGGGCUGCACCGUUCCGGGAGUUCAGCUCCAUGGGCUGACUCUGAAGCUGGGUUUCGAGUCCCAUGUCUAUGUACAGACGGCUUUGGUUUAUAUGUACGUGGCUUGUGGGUCUGUAGGUGAGGGGGGAAAAGUGUUCGACUGUAUGCCUGUGAGAAACCCCGUUACGUGGAACGUCUUGAUCAGUGGUUUGACGAAAUGGGGUCGCCUUGACCUUGCUCGUUCGCUCUUUGAGGAGAUGCCCGUGCGGACCGUUGUUUCCUGGACUGCAAUAAUUGAUGGUUACACACGAAUGAAUCGGCCUAAUGAAGCCAUUCAUUUGUUCAGAAAAAUGGUUACGGAUGAUGGUAUUGCUCCGUCUGAGAUAACUAUGCUGACCAUCUUUCCAGCCAUUGCCAACAUUGGGUCUGUGAAAGUUUGCCAAUCUGCUCACUGCUAUGGUGAGAAAAUAGGAUUUAAUUCAUCCGAUAUUCGUGUUGCGAAUUCCCUUAUUGAUUUGUAUUCCAAAUGUGGAUGCAUUAUGAGUGCAUGGAAAUUCUUUGAGGAGAUAACUGAUGCAAGGAAAAAUUUGGUAUCCUGGACAUCAAUAAUAUCUGCAUUUGCAAUGCAUGGUAUGGGAGAGGAAGCUGCUCAGGGUUUUGACAGAAUGGAGAUUGGGGGUUUGAAGCCGAAUCAAGUGACUUUUUUGAGCGUUCUGAAUGCUUUUAGUCAUGGAGGGUUGGUUGAAGAAGGGUUAAGAUUUUUUGAGAGGAUGGUUAACGUCUAUCAACUUGUGCCGGAAACUAAGCACUAUGGAAGUUUGGUAGACAUGCUAGGAAGGGCAGGGAGGCUGAAGGAAGCGGAAAAAGUCGCUCUGGAGGUUCCUAGAGAGAUUGCCAAUGUUGUCAUAUGGAGGACACUUCUAGGUGCCUGCAGCUUCCAUGGUGAUGUCGAGAUGGCUGAGCGGGCCACCGAGAGGAUAUUGGAGAUAGAGAGAGGAUAUGGAGGGGAUUAUGUGCUUAUGUACAAUGUCUUUGCUGGUGCUGGAAGGUUUAACGAUGCUGAGAGGUUGAGACAAUUGAUGGAUCAAGCCACUGCGUCCAAAGUUCCAGGGCAUAGUUUGGUCUAACUCAUGCAGGGAUUGAGAAAGGUGAAGGCAAGGUUGGUGUAGGAUCUUUGAUUGGAAGGAAUGAGGACUGAAUUGCAACCUACUCUUGAGCUAAUGCAGGUAAAUCUCCCAUUUGUCCUUCGAAAAUUAAGUUGCUUUGGGCUUGUGUUGUCUAAUUUUUUGUUGAUUUCAUUCAUCUCCAAGUUUGAUUGACUAUGUACUUCCUUGAAGGACACUAACAUGUUUCUAUCAUCUGUUUACAAUAAUUAUGCUGGGUUGAACUUUUCUAGAACUGGGGAUGCUAGGUUCCAGGUCUGUCUCUUUUGCUUAGUGAAAAUCAUCUCCUUUCGGUAAUUCAUCAUGUAUGAUUUGAAACAUUGACAGGUUCGUCGAGAUUGAUCUUGGCCUCUGCAUAGCAUAGCGUAGCGUUCCUCUUGAACAGUUCAUUGCAUUGUCCUUUCGAGUAGAUUUCUGUCUUUGAGAUGCUUAGUUUGAGCAGGUUGUAUAGCUGGUAAUGUGUUGCUGAGUGGAGCAAAUGCCUCAGGAGCAAAAUUUGGUUGGAUCUUCUGGUUGUUGCUUAUAUGAUUAUAUAAUUCAAGCUUGAGCACUUUUGUCUUGUUCUUAUGUGCUCUUUGCGCUGUCUCAGUUGAAGAAAGAUGUAUUAGAAAUGGAUGUGACGACAAGAGGGAAGCUUAACCAUAGUGUCUGAUGGUAAAGCGCCUGUUAUCAUAUGAGGCGAGACCGACGCUCUUCAGAGGCUAAAAAAAUUAGCCACUGAGUACCAAGCUGAGCUAGACAAGUAUUUCAUCUAUGGAGCCACCAUUUCUAGCAAGAUGUCUUCGUGGCUGAGCAAUGGAUGUAUCUCUCCGCGUGCCAUGUUGGAGGAGCUAAAGAAAACUGCCUCCAACCUAAUCUCUGGUGCCUCCAAGAAAGACGAUGGUGGCUCAUCUAGCACUGGAUCUAACUGGUUGAUGCAUGAGCUGUUGUGGAGGGAUUUCUUCAGAUUCAUCACCAAGAAGUACAGUUCACCAGUGCAACUGGAGUUUCCGGCUUGCACAGGUGCUCUUGUUUGAGUGGAGAAGGGUCGUGGAGGUUGAGAUGACGAUCUGCCUUGGGGAUUAAAAAGUUUUAUGCUGUCACUAUCGCGAGCUGUAGCUCUUAGAUGUUUUUGAGUAGAGGCUUCUACAAGAUAGGUGGUGGUGGUUGUGGUGGUGGUGGUGGUGGUUGUUGUGAUCUUGCUGCAAAUAAGCUGGUGGAAGCAUGAACUAAUUUCCUUGGUCAAUAUAUGGUCCGCGUGAGCCCGAGAAUUUCCCACAUGUCUGUGUUUCAUUUUGUGACGACUGCUUUCUUUUUGUCUUUCCCAGUUUAUAGAUCCAUACUGUGAAAAUUAUCGGUGCUUCACUGCAA